AUCUGUUAAAUUUAAUGAUAUAUAAAUGUGGCAGGAAAAAAAUGUAGCAGAAUGUAAAACUCAGUUGCUGUUUAAGAGCUCACAGAUAACAGUUCUAUAUCCCAGCAAUAAUAGUUAUUUAUUUUCUACAGGGGAUACUUGCAGAAGGGCUUCAGUCUAAUAGCAUAACACAGGAGGCAGUUCUCUAGAAAUUUUAGUUGUGGGUGUUCUCGGUUAAUAUAGCAACUUGAACUCAGGUAAUAGAUAGGAAGCCUAUGAAAAUAUCUAAGGAAAUAUAGUCCCAGUCAGUAACCUUACAUUUUUUAAUGCUUACCAUUUAUUGACGUACCAUAAAUAAAACUGUUGAGUAAUCAUGCCACGUGACCCAAGCAAGGAUAACUGAUGAAAUCAUCCUUUGGCAGGUUUUGUGAGUCCAAAAGGAAGUGCAAAAAUUUGAGAAUAUAUAAUGCCUAUUGCACGACAUUUAAUAUGCACAUUUUAAAACGUAUUUGCACAACAGACUAACCUAAUUUGUGAUUAGCUCUAGCAUGUAUGAACCUGGAGAAUGCAUUAGAAUUACUUAUCUUACCUGUGGCUCUCUGCGUUAUUCCCCCCCUCCCUAGAAUUCUGUUCCUCUGGUGGUUUGCCUGGCCCUGGCCUGAGUACCUGGUUCUGAAACAGGCUGGAGGGCUGGGUGAUUUGUAAUCCUGACUGAUGGAUCCAGUUUAAUUGUAUUUUUUUCUCCAAAGCUCUGUAUUUAUGAGUGUAGUUUUAUAUUGUGUUUUUGUGCUGUUUUAAUUUUGUAUACUUCCUACAGUCUUUGGAUUUGGUGGCCUAUACAUCUAAAUCAAAAGAAAGAAAUGAUUACAGCCAAAGGCCAGCAGCAAUAAUAAAUAAAUAAACAAACCCUGAAAAGGAGGGUUAAGCUGAGACUGGAACAACCAGAAAAUAAAGCUGUCUAGCUCCAACCAUCUCUUCUUUUCCAUGUCCUCCUUUUUUCACACAUGUGCUUGUAACUGCAAGUUAUUGAAAUGGGGACGCAAUGGAGUGGGGAGAUACUUAGCCUUUCUCCCUCCCAUCUGUGGUAGCUCUGAGUGUCAUUGCAUGGUUUUAUUUUGUAAAAUAAAGUAUUAGCUGGCCAGCCACGACAAAGAUGAGCCAGUAUGGUUUUUAACUAAUACACCAAAGAUAGUUUCAGAAUUUGCUGUGUCUGCUGCCAGACCAAUUAUUAUCUGUGCUUCACCAGAUGUGGCUGAUAUGUGUCACUGUCUUAAAGAGGAAUAUUAGGCUGCAUGGAACUAUUAACUCAAUUGCCAAAGUUUAAUUCCAAGUUUCCCUGUUGUACAAGUUGUUCCCUUUCUUCUUGAAUUAACAGAAAUGAGUUCCUCUGGGGCAGUAAAGAGGAGAAUCCUUCCAGCAUGGAUGAGCAAGAAGACAGUUGAACCAGCACAAUGGGCAGAAAUGAGGUCAAAGAGAAGGAAAAGGACAGCUUUAGCAAGGACUGAGACUGUAUAUUGUAUGAACGAAGCAGAGUUGGUAGACACGGCUCUUUGCAUUUUAGCUGAGAACUGCAAGGCUACAGGAGGUGAUGUGAUUUCUUCAGAAGAUGAAGGACAGGAGCUUCAACAAGAACUGACAGAUGGUCACCAUUCAAGGAGUGCUACCAACAUUGCCAAGGAUCCUCCUGUAAGAUCCACACCUCCAGAUGAGUUAGCUUCUUUAAGUUGCGGUGAGGAGACCAAACUGGAGGAAGACGAUGAUGCCUUAAAAUACGUCAGGGAGAUCUUCUUUACUUAAUUUUACAAUUUGUAAACAACAUACAUUUUUUUUAAAUUGAUAAAUAAAAUAUAUAGAUACAACAAUUGUGGCUUGGAUAUCAGAGGUAAGGCAACGAUACAUCACAAUGUCAGGACUUCAGGAAAUAAAUUGAUCAGGAGGAGAAACUGUGUGCAAAUCUGUGUUUGUAAUUGGGGAUUUAAUGGGGGGAUAGAUUGGGGAAAAGGAUGGAGGAAACUCCUGUUGGGUUCCCUGAUGUGAUAAGCACUUUUUUUUUUUUGCUUGACUCGGAAGACUUGAAUUCUAUAGUUCUUACUUUUCUUUACGCUGGCCACCUUCAUACUAAAUUAAGUGCUAUAAUUUGUUUAAUCAUAGUUCAAUGCAUCAGUUGUAAUUGCCUAGAUUUAUA
Python bivittatus (Burmese python) is the source of this 2164-nucleotide messenger RNA. It is a transcript of the gene CYREN, whose product is annotated as cell cycle regulator of NHEJ. Gene Ontology annotation, biological process: double-strand break repair via nonhomologous end joining; negative regulation of double-strand break repair via nonhomologous end joining. Lineage: Eukaryota; Metazoa; Chordata; Lepidosauria; Squamata; Pythonidae. The record is from RefSeq and is a predicted model, not a curated record. Gene Ontology annotation, cellular component: cytoplasm; nucleus.